GGUUAACAAGUUCAUGGACCGUGAGGGGCGCAGGCCUCGCAUACUCGUCGCAAAGAUGGGGCAAGAUGGCCAUGACAGAGGAGCUAAGGUUAUUGCGACAGGAUUUGCAGACAUUGGCUUUGACGUGGACAUAGGCCCCCUCUUCCAGACACCUCGAGAAGUGGCCCAGCAGGCGGUUGAUGCGGAUGUGCACUGUGUGGGUGUGAGCACACUUGCAGCAGGUCAUAAAACUCUCGUGCCUGAACUCAUCAAAGAGCUGAAUGCGCUUGGCCGGCCAGACAUUCUCGUCAUCUGUGGAGGUGUCAUCCCACCUCAGGAUUACGACUUCCUGUAUGAAGCCGGAGUUUCCAGCGUGUUUGGUCCGGGGACUCGUAUUCCAAAAGCAGCUGUCCAAGUGUUGGAUGAUAUUGAGAAGUGCCUGGAGAAGAGGCAGCAAUCCAUGUAA
Eurypyga helias (sunbittern) is the source of this 445-nucleotide messenger RNA. Its product is annotated as methylmalonyl-CoA mutase, mitochondrial-like. The record is from RefSeq and is a predicted model, not a curated record. Gene Ontology annotation, molecular function: methylmalonyl-CoA mutase activity; cobalamin binding; metal ion binding. The annotation marks the transcript as partial. Gene Ontology annotation, cellular component: mitochondrion. The transcript has 3 exons. NCBI's taxonomy places the organism in Eukaryota, Metazoa, Chordata, Aves, Eurypygiformes, Eurypygidae.